Tupaia belangeri chinensis (Chinese tree shrew) is the source of this 4462-nucleotide messenger RNA. It is a transcript of the gene TXLNA, whose product is annotated as taxilin alpha. NCBI's taxonomy places the organism in Eukaryota, Metazoa, Chordata, Mammalia, Scandentia, Tupaiidae. Gene Ontology annotation, molecular function: syntaxin binding. The record is from RefSeq and is a predicted model, not a curated record.
CCGGCGUCAGGAGUGGCGCCCCAGAAACCUGCCCGGGCACGCCGUCUCCCCGGAGCAGCCGGAGACCGGAGGACCGUGGGCUCCCUCCGGCGCAGUUCGUUUGCUUUAACCAGCUUUGUGCGCCCGGUGUCUGGAUGUCUCAUCCCGGCUGCCCAGAAUUUUGAAGCCUGGGAAAUAGCAACUGUGCUUUUUUCCUAGAGGAUCUGCCCCCCAACCCGGCGUUGCAAAUCACAAUGAAGAAUCAAGACAAAAAGAACGGGGCCGCCAGGCAGUCCCACCCAAAAGGCAGCCCAGGGCAACCGGAAGCAGGAACAGAGGGAGCGCAGAGGCAGCCCAGCCAGUCGGCUCCUGCGACAGAAGCUGAAGAUUCCAGCAGCCAGGCUCCUGGGAAGACGGAGGGGGCUCAGGCCAAAACUGCUCAGUCUGGGGCCCUCCAAGAUGUCUCUGAGGAACUGAGCCGCCAGUUGGAAGACAUACUGAGUACAUACUGUGUGGACAGCACUCAGGGUGGCCCGGGCGAGGAUGGGGCACAAGGCGAGCCCACUGAAGCCGAAGAUGCAGAGAAGUCCCGCACCUAUGCAGCAAGGAAUGGAGAGCCUGAGCCAGUGACCCCAGUGGUUAAUGGUGAGAAGGAGCCGUCCAAGGCGGGGCCAGGCACCGAAGAGACUCGGGCGAACGAUGAGGUCGGAGACCGAGACCACCGAAGGCCACAGGAGAAAAAGAAAGCCAAGGGUCUGGGGAAGGAGAUCACUUUGUUGAUGCAAACGUUGAACACGCUGAGUACCCCAGAGGAGAAGCUGGCAGCCCUGUGCAAGAAGUAUGCCGAACUGCUGGAGGAGCACCGGAACGCGCAGAAGCAGAUGAAGCUCCUGCAGAAGAAGCAGAGCCAGCUGGCGCAGGAGAAGGACCACCUGCGGGGCGAGCACAGCAAGGCCGUCCUGGCCCGCAGCAAGCUCGAGAGCCUGUGCCGAGAGCUACAGCGCCACAACCGCUCCCUCAAGGAAGAAGGCAUGCAGCGGGCCCGGGAGGAGGAGGAGAAGCGCAAGGAGGUGACCUCGCACUUCCAGGUGACGCUGAGCGACAUCCAGCUGCAGAUGGAGCAGCACAACGAGCGGAACUCCAAGCUGCGCCAGGAGAACGUGGAGCUGGCCGAGAGGCUCAAGAAGCUGAUCGAGCAGUACGAGCUACGGGAGGAGCGGAUCGACAAAGUCUUCAAACACAAGGACCUGCAGCAGCAGCUGGUGGAUGCCAAGCUCCAGCAGGCUCAGGAGAUGCUGAAAGAGGCAGAGGAGCGGCACCAGCGGGAGAAGGAUUUUCUCCUCAAGGAGGCUGUGGAGUCCCAGAGGAUGUGCGAGCUGAUGAAGCAGCAGGAGACCCACCUGAAGCAGCAGCUCGCCCUGUACACAGAGAAGUUUGAGGAGUUCCAAAAAAGCAGUGAGGUAUUCACCACGUUCAAACAGGAGAUGGAAAAGAUGACUAAGAAGAUCAAGAAGCUGGAGAAGGAGACGACCAUGUACCGGUCCCGGUGGGAGAGCAGCAACAAGGCCCUGCUCGAGAUGGCCGAGGAGAAAACGCUCCGGGACAAAGAGCUGGAGGGCCUGCAGGUGAAGAUCCAGAGGCUGGAGAAGCUGUGCCGAGCACUGCAGACGGAGCGCAACGACCUGAACAAGAGGGUGCAGGACCUGUGCGCUGGCAGCCAGAGCCCCCUCACUGUCACUGAUAGCCUUGAGCGGAGGCCAGAGGCUGCCACUGCCUCCCAAGAGCAGGGUGCUGGAGGGCGCAGGGUUCCAGCCCGUAGCCCUCCGAGGGCCACAGAAGCUCCUUGCUGCCCAGGAACACCAAGCACAGAAGUACCAGGCCAAGCAGGGCCCCAGGAACCCACCCCUGCCAGCGCUUAGGGAGCCCAUGUUUGGGGCAUGCUGGGGAGGGGGCAGCAACCCGGCCAGGCCUGACCCUCCGCGGGCUCCCAUGCUCAGCAGUCCAGCCGAGGCAGGCCAUGUGACUCAGCUGGCAUCGGACACUUGGCUGUUUUGGAUUCCAUGGGUCAGUCUUACAUACGUGGGACACGCGUGCAAGGCCCCGUAUGUUUGUAUCUGAGUGCGGUGGGCUCAUGGAGGUACAGCUGAAGCCAGCGCCCUCUCUGUGAGUGGAAGUCUCAAAGAAGACCUAUCACCUGUAGCUCUGGCACAGUAAGCAGGCAGGGAGGGCACUGGGUCCUCCCUGCCUGCCUGGGGCCCAGGCCCCACCCAGACCUGCCCCACGGUCGCCACAGGCACUGGGAGCAGCCAAGGCUCGCCGGCUCCCUUGAAGGCUCUGCUGCUUUUGACCUAGAAAAGGUGGCCCCAGAUAGAGCCUCGGCAGGGCACUUGGGGCUGGCAAUCAGAAAGCUUCCCUGCCCGGACAGGAACCAGGACCUGGAGAGUGUGGCGGUGAUGCACUGGUCAGGAGCCCGCGGCCCAGGCCCCCUGCCCUUUGGCAGUGCCAGGCCCAGGCCAGCGGUGCUUCCCAGGAGCCUUAGCAUUCACAGGUGCCUCGAGCCUGCAUAGACACUGACCUGGAAUCACCCUGGCUUCUUCCUGAAUGAUCGCAGGCAUUUUUGUUUUUGUUUUCUUUCUUACUUGGCAGUGUUUGUGUUGAGGAUCUGAGGGAGGAAGAGGCGUGCUGUAACGGGGGCACGUGCUGGCCCUCUUCCACACUGGUGCCGAGGUUUCUGGUUUGGUGAUGUUGGCUUGCAGUAAGAGGAAGGGCUCUGAUGGCUCAGCCACACGCUUCCCCGUGGCUCCACUCCUGGGAGGCCACCAGGACUCCAUGGCCCGGUGUCUGCACAGCAGCUGCUGGGCCCCAGGCCUGGUUGGGCUCUGGGCCCUGAGUCUGUUUCUACUCUGUCCCCAGCCCGUCCCUCUCCACCCCCUUAAUGUACAGUCCCUUGGGAUUUGUCCUAAUUCCAUUUCCUGGCCCCUGUUGGCCCGAGGAAUAGGAAUCCUCCUUGGGAGCCCCCCGCCGCUGUCUGUAGGUGAGUGAUGAAGCAGGAGCCAAGCCCCGGGAACCCACAGUGGCCGCAAUGGCCAUGGUAAGGCCCCAGGACCCCCCAUGCUGCAUCCUGCAUGCACCCUGGGACCAGCCACUGGUGGUUGCAGCUGUGCCAGCAUAGUGCCCCGUCUUGGUCCAGCAUGGCGUUUUGGGACAGGAGUGAGUCUUGGAUCCCGAAGCAGGGCUCUGCAGGGCCCUAGGCACUGCAGCCAGAUCUGUCCUGAGCUCAGCUUCCAUGUAGUGUGGGAGAGGGGCCCCGGUGGGUAGGAAGUCCUGCCUCUUGCUGUGUUUCUUUGAAACUGGUUCACCAUCCUGCAGGCCCCUUCACCUCUCCUCGCCAGCCCUUCACUCACACCCCACGCAUAGGCUCAUGAAGGUCAGAUUCCGAAAAGCACGUAGCGAUGGAGACCGCAGAGGCCUCCUGAAUGGCGGGUCUCCAUGAUCGGCCUGCCCUGCCCUCCCCGGGCGCCUUUGCUCCGCAGCACUGCCGACCCUGGCUGCUGUCCUGUGGGGCUCUUCAUGAGACCUUGUUCUUUCCUCGCAGAUCCUUGGGUUUGGAAUGGCCACUCCCACACCCUCUAUGCCAGGCUGAGGGACAAGAGGUGUCAGCCCUUCGGAGGGUUCUUGGCCAUGGGCACACAGGGAGGAGGCUAAGCUGGCUGGCUGCCUCUCCUAGAGGGGCAAGCCUCCAUGGCCCAUGUAGUCGCCUGCCCCACUUCAGCUACCUCUUACCGAGCCAUGGCCGGUCUGGGCUGUGAGGCCCUGCUGUGGUGGGCACGGUGGCGGUGGGCUCACAGCCCCCACCGGGCUUCCCUGGGAGAAUUAUGUGGAUCCGGGUGGGGAGCUCCAGCCAACUGUAGGUGGGGACCCGUCCCCUUCCUCUCCAUUGACCAAAUUUCCCAGUCACUGCGCUGCUUGCUCCGCUUUCCAAAGCCAGCCUGGUCCCGGGCUGGGGGCAGUGGAGGUGACCCACCCGCCAUGCAGGCAGGCCUGUGCAUGUGACCUCAGUUUCAGGACCAAGACCGCUGGCCUGCCUUCCAGGGACCACGGCUUUGCUCCCCAAAACCCCACACCCUGAGAGGUGUCGGCGGCACUUUGACUUGUUUCCCAUGAGGUGUUGAACCGUGGGCUGAGCUGGGGCACCUACGUGAGAACGUUCCUGUAAGGACAGCCGGCCUGCCCCGCCCGGGCGCUGUGGAGCUGGCCUGGCGUGCAGCUCGGAGUGCUAGCCCCGGGGUCGGCCAGUGCCUGCCUUGGCGGGGCUGCCCUCUCCUGCACCUGCUGGACGGCCCGGCCUGGCCCGGCCCUGGUCACCCCACAGGCUCUUCCCAAGCUGGGCUUGCAGCUCUUGUCUCCGUUUGGUUGUCACAGCAGCCAGGGGCUGGCUUCUGGGGUCUUUUAAACCACAUUAAAUAAAGAGUCUGUUGCCUUA